AUGGGGUAAUUAUGACAAGGUCCGUCACCUAUGGCGGGUUCCACGAGCCUUCUUCUUCUUUUUCCCCCCUCAACUCUCUCUGCACAAAACCAAACAAAAACAAAAGCAGAGCCCCCCCUCUGAACCAGUCAUUCAAUUUUUCACAUCCCCACACUCUUCACGCAUCUCUAUAAAAUCAUAUUUUUAAACAAUUUUUUUUCAUACACUCUGAAUUCAAUAACUAAAAUACAAAAAACCCAUAUCUCAGUUUCAUCGAUCUCAAACUAUUCUCUUCCGUCCCCCUCUCUCUCUGCAUGGACGGUCAUUUCUUGCUCUCUCUAAUCUCAACGGCACCAUGAGUGGAACUACUGGAUCAAGUUUCCAUCUUGGGUUUUUUUCUUCUUCGUCUUCUUCAGUUUUUGCUGCACUUUUUGUCUCUAAUACUAUUAUGGGCUGCGGACCUUCCAAAGUCGACGACUUACCUUUAGUAACCCUUUGUAAAGAACGUAAAGAACUAAUCAAAGCGGCGUCGAUUCACCGCUCCGCUCUCGCCGCUGCUCACGUUACCUACUUCCAUUCUCUCCGUGACGUCGGUGAAGCGAUCCGUAGAUUCGUCGAUGAAGAACUCGUCGUCGGAUCUUCGUCUUCCGUGGAUUCCCCUGUUCUCACAUUGCCUUCUGACGAAUUCAAAUCCUCAAAAAAGAACAAGAAGAAAGACAACAACAACUUACCUUCCUCUUCUUCAACUUCGCUUUCCCAUUCUCAUUCCAUUGAAGAAAACAGCAAAAAUACGAAAAAAGACACAGAAGAAAGUGAUGGAGAGGAUUCUCACUUGAAUUUGUCUUCUGGGUCACCUUCAAUUUCCGGUUCACGGUCUGGGUCAGGUCCCGGUUCACCUUCGGGUCAUGUUCAGAUCGAUCAUAGUCAUAGCCAUAACCGUAGCCCUGAACAAGAAGGACCAGCGCCGUAUGGCUACAACUAUGGCUAUGGCUAUGGCUAUGGCCAUGGCUAUGGCUUUGAAUACCCUCAUCCUCCUCCUCAAGAAAACUGGGGGUAUAAUGGUAAUUCUUCUUCGUAUACGUUUUACAUGAAGAAAUCUGCAACAUCCUCUCAAUCUUUUGUUUAUCAGGAGCCUGAAGGACAUUCAAGUUAUGGCUACUCAAGUUAUCAAAAUGGGGGAUUUUUUGGGUAUCCUUUGGGGUCUCCUAGAGGGGAAUAUAGAUACGGGCAGAGGAGCUCUCCGCCUGGUCCACCACAACCACCGCCAGAGCCGCCGUCUCCGCCGAGUGUUUCCACAUGGGAUUUUCUCAAUGUGUUCGAUACUUUUGAUAAUAGUGUGUACCCAGGUUAUUAUCCGGUGGCUAGAUACGGGUAUGGGUCGACUACAAGUAGUCCGGACUCGAAGGAGGUGAGGGAGAGAGAAGGGAUUCCUGAUUUGGAAGAUGAAACUGAGCCUGAGAUGUUAAGAGUGGCUCAUAAAGAGAAGAGGAAAAUAAUGAAUGAGGAAAUUAAUCAUAAUUAUAAUAAUAGUAAUAAAAAUAGGAAUUUUGGUGAAGGUACUUCAAAGUCAGUCCCAGUUCAGAAGAUUAAUAGUACUACUGAUGGAUCAACUUCAACUUCAACUUCAAAGGCAAUGCCAUCAAGCAAGAGUGAGAGCUUGGAGUCUGGUGGUCAUAUUAAGAUUAAUACAAGUAGUGGAAGUGCUGAAACAAUUGUUACAAAGAGUUCCGAGGAAGAGUAUGCAAAGAGUAAAAGGGUGAGUUUUGAGGUGGAAGAGGCAUCUAAUUUGGAUGUUGAGUCUUCCAAGCCAAGUAGUUUAACUACAUUGUCGGUUCACGGUACGAGGGAUCUCCAGGAGGUUGUGAAGGAGAUUAGGGAUGAGUUCGAGACUGCCUCUGGUUAUGGGAAAGAGGUUGCUGUAUUACUUGAGGUGGGCAAGUUGCCUUAUCAGCAGCGUAAAGGAACUGGGUUUAGAGUGAUCUUCUCCAGGAUCCUGUAUCUCGUGGCACCUAACAUGUUAUCAUCACAUCCACCCCCCAGAUCAUCUAUAAGAAUAACUUCUAGGACAAUGAAAAUGGCAAAAGAAUACUGUCAGAUAGCAGAGCAGGAUGAAAAGCCUAGAAAUCUUUCCUCAACUUUGGAGGAACUUUAUGCAUGGGAAAAGAAAUUAUAUAAAGAAGUCAAGGAUGAAGAAAGGCUACGGGCUAUGUAUGAGAAGAAGUGUAAGAGACUAAGAAUGUUAGAUGGCCAAGGAGCAGAGGCCCGCAAGAUUGAUGCAACACAGGCUUCAAUAAGAAAGUUGCUAACAAAAAUUAAUGUUUGUAUAAAGGCUGUUGAAGCUAUAUCAAUUAGGAUACAUAAGCUAAGGGAUGAAGAAUUGCAGCCCCAGCUCACUGAAUUGGUUCAUGGGUUGAUAAGAAUGUGGAAGUCCAUGCUUAGAUGCCAUCAGAAACAGUUUCAAGCCAUAAUGGAGAGCAAAGUUCGAUCUCUCAGAGCAAAUACUGCUUUUCAAAGAGACUCAGGAUUGAAAGCUACUGCUGAGCUUGAGAUGGAGCUUUUGGACUGGUGCACUCGCUUCAAUAAUUGGAUUAACACCCAAAAGGCAUAUGUUGGGUCGUUAUAUGAGUGGCUUAUGAGAUGCAUUGAACGGGAGCAGGAAAUAACUGCUGAUGGACUUGCUCCUUUCUCCCCAGGCCGGGUUGGAGCGCCACCAAUUUUUGUAAUUUGCAAUGAUUGGUACCAAGCAAUGGAUAGAGUUUCAGAAAAGGGUGUAGCGAAUGCCAUGCAUGAUUUUGCUUCCAGCCUACACCAGUUAUGGGAAAGACAAGAUGAGGAGCAACGUCAGAGGACCAGAACUCAAUAUCUCUCAAAGGAUUUUGAGAAACGGCUUAGGGAGUUACGGUUAGACAGGCAGAGGAUAGAGCAGGUGCAAGAUGCUUUAUCAGAUAAAGCUGCUGUUUCCAAGGUUCCCUCUGAAAGUGGAGUUUCACCACUGGAUGAUUUAAAGGUGGAUUUGGAUUCGAUGAGGAAGAAAUUGGAGGAAGAAAGAGCUAGGCAUAAGGAUGCCAUCAAACUAGUUCACGAUGCUGCUUCGAGCAGUCUACAAGCAGGUUUGGUCCCAAUCUUUGAAGCCUUGGGCAACUUCACCUCAGAGGUCUUGAAAGCGCAUGAGCAGGUCAGACUUGAAAAUGCUGGGACCUCCUAGCUUGGUAUCUCCCAAGGAAGAAUGCUUACCUUUUGUAUGUACAGUAGUUGCUAUGUGAGAUUAGAUUUGCUGAUAAAGAAUGUUAGGUAUAACAGAAAGUGACUUUGAAAAGACCUUGUCUGGGGUGGGGGUUGUAGAAUCAUUGAUACGAAGUUGAAAGUUGCCAGAAAGAAGUUUUCCCAGCAGAUGUUGGCUUGAAACCUUAAAUUGCCCUAGUCAGAAAUAACCCCUUAGGAUAUAGUUAGGUAGCAGUUUUGUACAGAAAAUAUUCAUUUAUUGGUUGAUUGGUUAUUUUUAGAUGUAUCGGUUGUAAGUUCACUGUAUGGGAGUAGGUUCGUAGCUGGGAGGAGACAUGUAUUGUAGUUCAGUAACUUAAGGAAAAAUUUUGAUUGAUUAGAUAUAUGGAUGGAAAGCUCUUUUUGGCUGCUUA
This is a messenger RNA of Theobroma umbraticum, 3614 nucleotides long. Its product is annotated as DUF630 family protein, putative (DUF630 and DUF632). NCBI's taxonomy places the organism in Eukaryota, Viridiplantae, Streptophyta, Magnoliopsida, Malvales, Malvaceae. The record is from RefSeq and is a predicted model, not a curated record.